Racocetra persica is the source of this 205-nucleotide messenger RNA. Lineage: Eukaryota; Fungi; Glomeromycota; Glomeromycetes; Diversisporales; Gigasporaceae. The record is from the annotation of a GenBank genome assembly.
CGAAAUUAUAUUGGGGCCAUCUUCAAACUUGUGAAAAUUUUAAGGCAGAUUAUAACAAGAAUGAACUUUUGGAUAUUCUUGCACAAUUGGUUCCUGAAGAUGCUAAAAAAAAGGAUAACAAAGCAGAUGAGGUAGAUUCUGAGUCUGAAGAUGAUGAAAUAUCAACAACAAACUUGCCUACUUUGACAAACCAACCUUCCUUAAU